This is a messenger RNA of Acanthopagrus latus (yellowfin seabream), 865 nucleotides long. RefSeq names its product mitochondrial ribosomal protein L11 (gene mrpl11). The transcript has 6 exons. Gene Ontology annotation, biological process: translation. The record is from RefSeq and is a predicted model, not a curated record. Gene Ontology annotation, cellular component: ribosome; mitochondrial large ribosomal subunit. Gene Ontology annotation, molecular function: structural constituent of ribosome; large ribosomal subunit rRNA binding. Bases 189 to 767 code for a protein of 192 amino acids. NCBI's taxonomy places the organism in Eukaryota, Metazoa, Chordata, Actinopteri, Spariformes, Sparidae.
UUGCUCCUCCCCUCCAGCAGGGGGCAGCGCUCUGAUUGGCUGACAGCUAACUGACGGCUGUGUUCAGUAAUCCAAGAUGUCUGCGCCCUGAAGGAUGCUGCUAGCGGCGUGAAGGUGCAGGACAAGUGACAGUGGAUGGAUUCUCAAUUGACUUGGAGGCAGAUUUAAGGAUUUCCAGAUAGACCAGGAUGUCAAAGAUCUCAAAGGCAGCCAAGGCUGUGAAGAAAUUGGAUGCAAGCAAUGUUAUCCGGGCGAUAGUGAGGUCAGGACAAGCAGCCCCUGGGCCCCCACUCGGCCCCAUCCUGGGACAGAGAGGAAUCCCCAUCGGCCAGUUCUGUAAGGACUUCAAUGAGAAGACGAAGGAGCUGAAGGAGGGAAUCCCUCUCCCGAUCAAGAUCCACGUGAAGCCCGACAGAACCUACGACCUGAAGAUCGGCCAGCCCACCGUGUCCUACUUUCUCAAGCAAGCAGCGGGCAUCGCGAAAGGUGCCGGAAAGACAGGCCAUGAGACGGCAGGGAUGGUGUCCGUGAGGGCGGUGUACGAGAUCGCGAGGGUGAAAGCCGAGGAUGACUGCUUCAAACUGAGGAACACCUCCAUGGAAAACAUCGUCAAAAGCAUCGCCGGCUCGGCCCGUUCGCUGGGAAUCAAGGUCGUCAAGGAUCUGUCGGCCGACGAGUACAAGAUCUUCCUGGAGCAGCGAGAGGAGAAGCUGAAAGCUGACGCCGCCGCGGCUGCGAGUGAAGCUCUGCUGGCGAAAAAGAAAUGAAGACUCGCAAAACACCCGAAAUCAGCGCCCUCAUUCCCUGUUUUUACUGACUGUGUUAAUGUUGUUUGAGUGAUAUUAAUAAACAGUUGUUAUGCGAA